CAAGUUCAGCAGGUACAGUCUGCCCAACAGCUACAACAGCAACAGCAACAACAACAGCAUCAGCAGCAGCAACAUCAACAUCAUCAACAACAGCUGACGCAGCAACAACAGCAUCAGCACCAUCAACAACAGCAGCAACAACAUCAACUGCAACAACAUCAAAUCACCGCACAAAUACAAACCAUGAAAGAUCAACCACAACAACCGAUGGCGCCAAUGGCCUUCUAUCCUACAUGGCAAGCCGACCCCUCACAGGGCUGGCAGAAUCAGUUUAUCCAGCAAAUCCCACAGAAUACUCCACCCAUUUCAUCGCUCAACUCGUUGGAUUUCCAAACGCAGUCAUAUGCCUACCCAUCAAAUGGAUAUGUGCAGACCGGCCUCGGAUUCGAUCCGAAUUAUGGGCGCUCCCCAUAUGGUGCUCCGGUACAGCGUUACGAUUUCCAGAGCCAGCAACUACCGACUGCGCCCAUUAACCAAGUUGGCCUGCAGGGUGUUGGUUUCAGUCCGGCCGCUGUUACGUACGCCGGUCAGGUGUCGGCAGCACCAGCUCCACCCGCAGUUGGUUUGCAACAACAGCAGCACUUGGGUGUAUCUGGUGAUUUGAAUAAGACGAUGUCGGGAAACGACACGCCUGGAUAUCCGCGAGUGAGCAGCGUGCCGCCGCGCUCACUCAACUGUAACGGGUAUUCAGGCGACUACAGCGGCUCAAGUCAACAGCAAACGUCUGCAUCAAACAACAGCUCAGCUACGGUAGCAGGCUCCGCUCUUGCCGCCAGCAACUCGAGCACUACUCCACUCAAUGGCGGUCAAACUACAGCAGCGCCGUCAUCGGCUCCAACGGAUGCAACACCAAUGCAACCGCCUAACGUCUCGUCUGUGCCACAAUCGCCGACGCGUAAUCUGAUGCAACAACAACAGCAGCAACAACAACCCCGCCAUGUUUCUCAAUCACCGAACCAUAUUCCUCAAUCGCCCAACGGCAAUAUGCCUUCGGCUCAACAAACCUACGGUGCCAACAUUCCACCCUCGUCACUUCAUAACUCCAUGCAACAGCAGCAGCAGCAGCAACAACAACAACAACAAGCACAGAAUCAUAUUUCGUCGCCACCACAACCGCAGCAACAACAACAAAUGCAACAGGACUGGAAUUGGAACACCCAGCCCCAGCAGACAUCUGCAGUUGGUGCUGCAACCGACCCUUACCAGCAGGGCGAACGUGUGAAUCUCAACACACGCAUCAAAUCGAUGAUACUUCGCAAAAACGAUCCCAAAGAUCCUCUAUCGAGUGCUCCAAGUGAUCUGCAUAUGGCCAACAAUCCGGGAGCUAUUGGUUCCGGCCCUACCGCGCUCGGUACAUCGCAACAACCACAGGCCGGUCAUUUUUUAUCAUAUAGCCACCAUCUCCGCGGCGAUUCAGUGAUGAACGCCAAUGGUACGACUGGUGCUAAUAUAUCCGGCACACAGUCUUCACAGCAGCAACAACAACAACAGCAGCAAAUGCAGGGCAUUCAAACGUCCAGUAGUGUGGGUCUUACACCCGGACACAGCACAUUAGCGCCAGAACCAAUAGGAGGUGGUGGCGAUCAAAUUUGGAAACCACACCAUACAAAUUCGUUUAAGAAACCAGUGGCAAGUAGUUUUCCAGCACCCGAACAUCACCAUCAACAACAGCAUACUACAAUCAGUCAUGGUGGGCACACCACCAUUGCACAUUCUGAACCACAACCAAAAAAAUCGAGUCGUAAAAGUAAAAGUCGGGCGGCAGCAGCAGAGGCAGCAGAACAUGAUAAAAAUAGUAAUGAUCCUGGUGGUGGACUGCAUGGUCCCGUACAUGGUUCACACAGCAUAAAAUCUAUGGAUAAGACUGGCUACCCUCCCUCCCAUGGCUAUCCGCCGCCACAACAUCCCGACUACCACACACCGUACAUCAAAACUGAGCCCGGCCUCUUGCCCACCCAGCAUACCAAAAUGGAGGGCUAUGAACGCAACUACCAAAAUUUUAUACAAUAUGCUGAUUUUUGCCAGAACGAGGUGCAGGGCAUGCCAUCACAACAGCAACACCAUCAGAACCAGCAGGACUAUGCGAGUUAUCACAACUCACCAUACUACGGCAGCUCCAGCUCAUUCCAACAGAGCUAUCAACAGAACUUCGUACCAGGCUAUCAGCAUUCAUCAGCAGGCAUGGGUUACGGCAGCACGCAUGGCAUGCAUCCGCAUCAUUCAAGCUCUUUGGGACAUUCUAGCCAUCUGAAAGCGUCCAAUGGGCCACUAAUGAAGAGUAGUAAUAGCGUCGGUUUGCAUCAUCACAACAAUCACUUGAUGGAUAUUGAUCGGAAACCAGAUACCAAUAGCAUUAUACCCUUACCCACAAACUACGAGAAGGACAUACCAGCGCAUGCCUAUCCCAUACCACCUCAUCGGUACCAUCUAGGCCCAACACCUUCCCAUUUAGGUCACACCAUGAUCGAGCCCAAAAUUGAAGACAUGGGCGUACUGGGCCAUAACGCCGGUUACCCAUUUUUAGGCGAAGGCGGACCGGCGGCCAUCAAAAAUAGUAGUGGCUUUUCGUGUUGUCGUCAAGGCAGCACCCGCACACCCACCGCUGAACACCUCAAGGAUGGGACUUGUACAGGCAUCCAAACCAAGGACGAAAUAAUGGAGGAGCCGAUAGAGGAGCCAGCAGAAAUUAUCAGUGGCACGAAGCCUAAGAAGAAGGGUGCAAAGCAAGAAGAUAAUGAAAUUGUGGUUAAGCAUGAAAAAAUCAAUCCUUUGUUCGAUACCUCAGAUCGGCUGGAAAAGGGCAAUAAGACGGAGAUACCUGAGUGCGAAUGCUUCCAUUCCGAUAAAAAUCCACCAGAACCAGGAACAUACUAUACCCAUCUCGGCACUGCUUCGACACUGGCCGAGUUGCGUAGAGAAUUCGAAGAGCGUUGCCAGAUAUCCGGUAGGCAGCUGCGUAUAGAGAAAAUCAUUUACACAGGCAAGGAAGGCAAAACAACCCAAGGUUGUCCACUAGCGAAAUGGGUUAUCAGGCGCGCCGAUCCAGAAGAAAAGAUUUUGGUUGUUGUAAAGAAGCGGCCAGGGCAUAGGUGCGCAGCAGCUUUUAUAAUUGUUUGUAUGGUUGCUUGGGAUGGUAUGCCACGUCUUGAGGCGGAUAAUGCUUAUAAAAAUCUGAUACCAAAGCUCAAUAAAUUCGGACUUCCAACAACGCGCCGUUGUGCCACAAACGAAAGUCGCACAUGUGCGUGUCAAGGCCUCGAUCCUGAAACUUCAGCUGCAUCCUACAGUUUUGGCUGUUCUUGGUCUAUGUACUACAACGGGUGUAAGUAUGCCCGCUCAAAGACUGUGCGCAAAUUCCGACUCUCUGUAAAGAGCGAAGAGUCGGUUAUCGAGGAUCAUAUGAAUCUUUUAGCCACGGCAUUGGCGCCAUUGUUCAAACAAGUAUGCCCUCGGUCAUAUGACAAUCAAACUAAGUACGAGAAGGAAGCGACAGACUGUCGACUCGGUCUGGAAACUGGCCGACCUUUCUCGGGCGUUACCGCUUGCCUAGAUUUUUGUGCACACGCUCAUAGAGAUCUGCAUAAUAUGCAGGACGGGUGUACAGUGCAGGUGGCACUGCUGAAGUCUUCCAACCGUGAUGGCCGUCCGCCUGACGAUGAGCAGCUACACGUGCUGCCGCUCUACACCAUGGACACAACGGACGAAUUUGAGAGUAUGGAGGGCCAACGGGAGAAGCAUCGCACCGGUGCGGUGCAAGUAUUGGACAAAUUUUCUUGCGAAGUACGCGUUCGCUCCACGCCGCUUAUACCCUGUCGGCGUCACGGCAAAAAGCGCAAAGAAGAUGAAAACGUUGUACCAGAAGCAGAGGCCGCUGCUACCACAACCGUAACCACACCUACUACACCCACGCCUGCUGCCACUCCACAACCAACAACUAAUUGCACCAAUGUUAGCAACGCUAAUGGCUCAGCAACCAACGUUGCCAACAGCAACUUAGCAGCUUCUGUAAAUGGCAAGAAGGAAGGGGGAGGCAACAGUAAAUCAAAGUCCAAAUCAAAAUCAGGUGCAGCAGGCAGUACAGCCGCCACAACUCCAUCGUCAGCACCCCCGUCGACCCCUUCGCCGCGCUGUCAAACACCGGUAACCAACAACCCCAGUCCUGCAGGAAGCGCUUUUACUACGCCGCCAGUCAACAAUGCUAACAAUACUCACAUGAACACCGCUGUGAACAAUGCGGCCGGAGGUAAUCCACCCAAUCAACUCAUGUCGUCCAAUUCCAGUCUAAUGAAUAUGGCGACUAUGAUUGAUACCUUCACAGAUGCGCAGUUGCAAUCCAAUCAGAUCUCAAGCACGGUACUCGAUUCGCCUUAUUCGUACGACUACCAGACUGGUUCCUACAUAGAUUCACGAAACUACUACGGAAACUGGCCCCCGCCGCAUGCUACUCAUGCUACUCACGCCGUCAGUAUGGGUACGCCAUCAGGCCCGGCGACUACACCAAUGGCGCCACCGCAAGACAAUGUGCACCAUACUACCACCGCUCCACUUACGCCUCACCACGAUACGAGCGCUACUUACGCCAACAACUACAAUAAUCUGCCUACAGCUGGCAGUCAACAAUUGACGCAAGUGCAUGAUGUGCGCGGGGAAGUAAAAAGCCGCGGCAGUGAGGAGAACCCCGACUCCACAACUAUAGUAAAUAAUAUAGUAAAUAAUACUUUAGCUGAAAGUAAGUUGACCACUCUCACUCCAUUGACACCAAUGACUAAUCUAACUCAACACCACCAUCAUCCUCACCAUCAUGCUAUGCCCAUCGAAGAAGGAUUCGUCAAACCGAAACCACCGGCAGACUAUCAGUACACUCAGUACCCGAGCAACUACCAAAUGUAUCCGACGCCACAUUCGGCCUACUCGGCGUACGAUGCCUAUCAGAAUAUGAACUACAACUAUGGGUAUCAUCAAGCGUACUCACCUUACAGCAUGUAUCCACAGCAAACACCGCCACCCACGCCACCUACACCAUCACCAAAUUGGAACAUGUACGGCCAUCAUCAAAGCACCGCAUCUUCGGCUGCUUAUGCCCCGACAGUACUGCCGCCAAACAGUGGUGCCCAUCAACAUUCAUCGCUCGCCACCGCCGCACCACAAAUGCAAACACAAAUGCCGUUGCCCAACGGUAAUCUGAAGCCCGCACUUCCCACGCUGGUUGUACCACCCACACCAACAACCGACACCCUACAGAUGCAAGCGCAAGCACAGACUCAACUGCAGGCACAAACGCAGAUACCAGUGGUACCACACCAGACUGUCCUCCCGGAUCUCAGCAUUACCAACACUCCCAACAAUCAAUCCACGCCCACUAACGCAGAGCUCACAAACUCAAACCCAACGACUGCUGUCAACGUAACUUCGCCAAAUUCAGCAACCCCAAUAUCGGCCAUUAACAACGAUAGCAGCAACAACAGCACCAGCAAUAGCAACGACAACAGCAGUCCGACGGCAACGACCGCUUCCACUGCCGAAAACGGAACAACCGCGGGAGUAACAACGAACACAAGCACGUCAACAACAGGAACUACGCCGACCGCUGUAGCGACCACUUCCAACCCAAACAAGCUGGAACCGAUUGGGGAGGUAACAGAAAUCAACGACAACUAUGAAGCGUUCGCUGAUCCCCAAAUGGGCGGUGUGGCCAUAGCGCUCAAUCAUGGUAGCGUAUUGAUCGAGUGCGCAAAGCACGAACUACAUGCGACCACUGCGCUGCGAAAUCCCAACCGGCAUGAGCCAACGCGAAUGACCCUUAUAUUCUAUCAGCAUCGCAAUCUAAAUCGCGCAAGGCAUGGUAUCGACGAGUGGGAGGAGAAGAUGCGUGUGAAGAAGAUCAACACUGACCUCGAUAACAAAGCCAAAGAAGAACGCGAAAAGUUGAAGAAGGAGCGUGAAGGUGGCGAAGAGGAUGACGAGGAAGCAGAAAAUGCGCUCUCCAAUGGUGCUGCGCAAGGUUCAAGCAACAGCGGUAAGAAGGAUGGCGCCAACGCAAACAAUGCUAAUAGUAACGGCUCUACAGCACCUCCGGAGACGACAGCGACCACAGCGGUGACAACAGCAACUACGAAGAGCGGCGGCACAGGUGGUGGUUCGGCUAGCAAAAAGAAAAAGGAAUCGGGUAAGAAGAAUGCAAACUCAAAUGCAAAUGUGAACGAAAUUGCUAAUGAGAAUUCUGCUUCUUCCGUUGAGCAGGCAAAAAGCGAGAAACGAGUUGCACUCCACGCGCCAACACUAACAACAACCUCUUGGACGACCCUCUUCCCUAUGCAUCCGUGUGUGGUUACGGGACCCUACCAGGAGGGCAACACUAGUCCGUCAGCGGCUGCAGAAGUAGAGCAGCAGGUAGCACAACAACAACAACAACAGCAAAUGCAGCAGCAGCAACAGCCGCUUAAGCAGCAAAUGCCAGCUUAAGGGCAUAGCUGGUACAGUUCUGGUGAUGGAAAGUGCAUGGUCGGGCAUGUUUCUCAACGGAAGAGAGCCACGCACGCGUUAGAUAAGCCCAUUUCCCAGCCAGAAUGAACAGAAUGCGUUUGAAAUAUACGUUAACAUAUCAUCAGGAACGUUCUAAAGGAUAAGUAA
Messenger RNA from Rhagoletis pomonella (apple maggot), 6630 nucleotides. It is a transcript of the gene Tet, whose product is annotated as DNA N6-methyl adenine demethylase. Gene Ontology annotation, cellular component: nucleus. Gene Ontology annotation, molecular function: DNA 5-methylcytosine dioxygenase activity. The transcript is spliced from 7 exons. Gene Ontology annotation, biological process: oxidative demethylation; positive regulation of transcription by RNA polymerase II. NCBI's taxonomy places the organism in Eukaryota, Metazoa, Arthropoda, Insecta, Diptera, Tephritidae. The record is from RefSeq and is a predicted model, not a curated record. Bases 184 to 6462 code for a protein of 2092 amino acids.